CGUUAGCGCAUGUUCCCAUUCGAAUUCGAACUUCUCUCUGCCCCCAUUAUCUUCCCUCCUUCCCAUUUGCUUUCCACAUUUCCAUUCUCCGGUAUCACCCAAGUCCAGAGAAAAAUGCAAUUCCUCCAGUCUCCAGUCACCGGAAACCAGAAGUCAAGGCUAAACAGUGGCCGGAAGCCUCUGCAACCCAAGAACUCGGAGCCGGUCCAGAUCUCCACUAAGCCACUCCCAUUGUUGCCAGAUUUGAGGAAGGUCAACGUCUGUGUUUCUAGCGGCAGGGGUAAGGAGAACCAGAAUCUGGGUCUGGUUUAUGACACCCCUCCAGCGAGUAAAAAGCUCAUCCAGCAGCCAUCCAUCCCGCCCAUCGACUCAUCCCUGGCGGAGGAGCUGAGCGCGAUGCGGAAGAGAAUGGAGCGGCUGAGGUCGGACAGAGAGAAGACGGAGAAGAUGCUCAAGGAGAGAGAUAGGGUGCUGGAUUUGCAGAUGAAGGAAAUGGAAGCGAGGGCAGAAGCGCAGAUGACGAUGGAGAUGGAGGUGGAUCGACUCUUUCGAUUGAAGGAGCUUCACACUUGCUCCAUGAAGAUUUCGCCCCUUCGGUCGCUUAGAGACAAGGAGCAAGAGAGGAAGCUAAGUCGAAGAUAUGACGAGAAGAAGAUGGUGGAAGAGGAACAAGGAAGCAGCGGAUUGCAGCAGCGUGGGAAUGACAGUCCAUGCUGCUCCAGCACAAGCUCCAAUUCCAUUUCAACCCCAACCCAACAACAACUGGUUGAUGCUGUCUAAUUAAUUAGUGUAACUAUUCCUCAAUGUUAUUGUUAUUCCAUUCGAUCAAGCCGCGCUUCUUGCGCACUGGGUUUAUCGGCCUGUGUCUUCGUCUCAAUGUUGAAUUUGGAGGGUUCAGCUCGAAUCUUUAAUCGCCUAGAAUUUCAAAGUUUGAAGCAACACGUUCUCUCAUAAAUGCGAGUUUUAAAUUCAUCCUUCCAGAUAAUUAUUGUGCCGUCAACAAUCUAAGAAAACUACUACCAGUGGGGAGGAAUUUCAAUAUGUUGACAGCCAUCCAGUCCUAAAAUGCAAUCCAAACAACAAAGAUAUCCAGAAUUCGAUGUUUCUUCACUAUACGGACUCGCUAGUAGCUACAAAGGACAGCUUUCAGCCUCUAAGACCUCUAAGCACACCAUUAGAAGUACACAUCACCAGCGCUAUGUUGCUCCGAUUAGUUAGAAUAAUUAAGCCGUAAGUAACCAAAAAACAGCAACACUGUUCCUUACGAAAAACACACUAAUUACCAUAAGAGUAUUCUGAAUCACUGUUCAUCCGUGUAAUUUUUCGCCUGUGGCAGAUCUAUGCUAUCUCCCAUAAUCCCGUGUGCGGCAAACCAAGUAAUUAACCGUUGCUAAAUUUCUGUUCGCCCGAUGGCCAAAGAAAUAGAGAGAGACAAAGGGAAAAGCAUCUGUAAUUGCUGCUGAGAAUUGAGAGAGAGCUUCCUCUCCCAUCUCUUCUCCUUUCUCUCUUGUUUGGUUUUCCGUCCUUUCCCUCCGACGACGACUUGCGGAUACAAGAGAAGAAGAGGAUGGUGGCUACAUUCCAAAUUUGCUGGGUCGAAGAUGUCUUUUUCCCCCUCUCCCAAACUAGCUACAAACGCCAAUCAGGGGAAAUCGAAACCCCUAGGCCGCAAUUUUUCACCGCCAUAGCAGUUUUGAUCUUGAUGAUCAUCGCCUUCCAAAUCAAGUUGGGCCUAGAGUCCAUCUUAUUGUAGCAUCCAGAACACGUCCUUUCACCUUCUCCCGUAUCUACAUCUUCCCGGGAGGUGGCUAAUUGAGUACGGCGAAAAUAGACUGCUGAAGCCACGCUCUGCUUAAUUGGAAGAAGGUAAUCAUAAGUCCCUUUUUCCCUUUAUAACAUAGAAAUUCGAGCACUCUGAUUUGUUGCUGAUGGAAUUGGCUAAUCAGAAGAAGAGGGUACAUUGCAUUCAUUGAUGAGUUCAAUUGCAUGCAACAUACCUUCUUUGUUUCAUCGUUCAACAUCAUGCUGCAGUGAAGAUGAAGGUUGAGGAGAUGACGUCGUUGAAAGGUAAUCCAAAGAAAGAUGCAUAGAGAAUUGCAUGAUGAUGGAAAAUAAACUUCUGAAUUCGAUCUCAAUAUAAGAGAUGAAUGGACAAACUACACAUGAUUUAAGAGAAUUGCAUGUGAUAUCUUGUUGAAGAAGCAUAGAAGAGAAACUGCUGGUUGGAGAAAGGAUUAUAACUGUUUUUACUCAUUUUCUUCUUGCACGCAAAGCAUAAAAAUGGAGGAUCUGGUUUUACUAAUAGCAUUAUUGUCCUUCUUAUGUGCAUGUGCUACACGUUGCAACAAAUGAAUGCCACUUGACACCUCCAUUAAUAUUUUUAUUGUUUUUAUGAGUCAAUAUCAUGGUUGUCAAACCGGUUUAUACUGUCGUGUCGAUUUAAUAAGUGGUAUUCCGAGUAACCGACCUAUGUCAGUUUAACAAAAUAUGUAAAAUUGUAACAAAUUAAUAAUAUCAAAUGAAUAAACAUAUAUAAAACAUAUUUGAAGGAAAUCUACUUAGAAUAUACAUUCAUAUGUAAAUAAAAUACAUUAUUUCAAAAAAAUAACAAAUACUCAUAUUUAAA
Linum trigynum is the source of this 2626-nucleotide messenger RNA. The record is from the annotation of a GenBank genome assembly. Lineage: Eukaryota; Viridiplantae; Streptophyta; Magnoliopsida; Malpighiales; Linaceae.